Messenger RNA from Ostreobium quekettii, 1767 nucleotides. The record is from the annotation of a GenBank genome assembly. Lineage: Eukaryota; Viridiplantae; Chlorophyta; Ulvophyceae; Bryopsidales; Ostreobiaceae.
AUGCCGCCCAACCAGGUUGAUGUUUCCGGGAGGACGUCCCUCGGGGGCGUGCCUGUCUUCGGGAACAGGGUGCCUGGGCUUCGGCGAGUGGGCCGCCGCUGCGGAACGGUCGUUCGGUCCGACGCCAAGGAUCUGGUGUUUGACAACGACGCGCGGCGCAAGCUGCAGGAGGGGAUCAACAAGGUGGCCGACGCCGUGGCCGUCACAUUGGGACCAAGAGGCCGCAACGUCGUUUUGGAGCAGAGCUAUGGGAUGCCACAGGUGAUCAACGAUGGUGUCACAAUUGCAAGGGGCAUCGAACUGGAGGAUUCCCUGGAAAACGCGGGCGCUCAGCUUGUCAAGGAGGUUGCAGGGCGGACGAAUGAUGCUGCUGGUGAUGGCACGACCACGGCUGCCCUGCUGUCCAGGGAAAUGAUCCACUAUGGACUUCAGGCUGUCACUGCAGGUGCCAACCCCGUCAACAUUAAGAAGGGCAUUGACAAGACGGUAGACUUCCUGUCAGAAAAGCUCAGAGAAAAUGCCAAGGCAGUGGAUGGACGUGAUGACAUUAAGAAUGUGGCAUCAAUUUCUGCUGGGAACGAUUCGACUAUUGGUGAGAUGAUUGCACAAGCCAUUGACAAAGUUGGUGCAGAUGGCGUUCUAUCCAUCGAGACAUCCAACACCAUGGAUACUUCUGUUGAAGUCCAGGAGGGCAUGGAAAUAGACAGGGGGUACAUCAGCCCCCAGUUCAUCACCAACAGCGAACGCAUGGUCUGCGAGUUCGACAACUGCAGAGUUCUUGUAACAGACCUCAAGAUUGAGAGUGCCAGGACCAUCAUCGGCAUUCUGGAACAGAUAAUGAAAGUGAACCAGCCAGUGCUCCUGAUCGCCGAGGAUAUUGCUGGUGAGGCUCUGGCCACGUUGGUGGUCAACAAGAUGAGGGGUGUGAUCACCGUGUGCGCAGUCAAGGCGCCAGGGUUUGGCGAGCGGAGGAAGGCCCUGCUGCAGGACAUCGCCAUAGUCACUGGCGCGGAGUUCAUCGCCAAGGACCUGGGCAUGUCAGUUGAGAACGCAACCCUGGAACAGUGCGGCGUCGCCAGGAAGGUCACCGUCAGGAAUAACGCAUGUACUGUGAUCGCUGACACGGGCUCUCGGGAGGAGAUCGACCUGCGGCUGGGGCAGCUGAAGAAGGAGCUUACUGAGUCUGAGAGCACAUACGACAAGGAGAAGCUGGCGGAGCGCAUUGCCAAGCUCUCUGGGGGCGUUGCCGUCAUCAAGGUGGGGGCAGCCACGGAGACAGAGCUUGAGGACAGGAAGCUGCGAGUGGAGGACGCGAGGAAUGCGACGUUUGCUGCCAUUGAAGAGGGCAUCGUCCCUGGUGGCGGUGCUGCGCACCUGCACAUCUCCGAGCUGGUGCCGGGCUUCAAGGAAACGCUGGACGACGAGGAGGAGAGGCAGGGGGCAGACAUCGUCAUGAAGUCCCUUUCCGCCCCCCUGCGCCAGCUGGCCGAAAACGCGGGCGUGGAGGGAGACGUCGUGGUGGACAAGGUGCUGGGCCAGCCCUUCGCCUUUGGGUAUGACGCCAUGGACGGCCAGUACAAGAACCUCAUCGAGGCUGGCAUCAUCGACCCUGCAAAGGUCACGCUGAGCGGGCUGAGGAAUGCCGCGGGCAUCGCCGGGAUCAUGUUGACGACCCAGGCCGUCCUGGUGGAGAAGAAGGGGGGUGAGAAGGAGGCGGCGCCUGGCGCCCUUGGGCCUGAGGGCAUGCCCGCAGGAAUGACGAUUUGA